CAAUACAACUACACAAGACCAGAGGAGACGAAAAAGGUCUCAAACUCUCAACGGCUCAACGCUUUCCUUUCUUACAAAGAUCAUAACCCUCAAGGCCUCAACUCAACCCAACUCUGCAAAACCCUCCUUUUUCUCUCUCCUAUGUGAUAAUAGUAACCGACGAUGAUUCACCUAUUAUUCUCAGUGAUCUUCAUGGAAAUGGCAGUAAUUCUGCUACUUCUCUUCAGAACCCCGCUAAGAAAACUUGUGAUUUUGGGGUUAGAUCGGAUGAAACGAGGUAGAGGACCAAUAGUUAUUACAACAGUUGGUGGAACUAUUCUUGUUUUGCUCGUUACCACCAUCUCAACUAUCGUUAACAUCCAGCAACGCGACAUCGAACCCGGAACUAUUAAUCCGACUGAUCAGAUUUUGUUCACACGCAGUCUUCUCGAUGCUUCUCUUAUGGGGUUUAUCUUAUUCCUGGGACUGAUGAUGGACAGAUUGCACCAUUACAUCAGAGAACUCCGCUUACUUAGAAAGACAAUGGAGGCUGUAAAGAAACAAAACCGAAGUUUUGAUGAUGCCAAGAAUGGAAGUUCAGAGGAGCUUAAAGCCAUGGAGGAGGAGGUUGCUACCCUGAAGUCUAGGAUCAAGACCAUGGAGUCUGAAUGUGUGGCGAAAACAGAUGAGAUAAAAGCUUCAGAAUCUAAAUCCGAGGCGUUGAAAAAGCAAUCAGAAGGCUUACUUCUUGAAUAUGAUAGGCUGCUUGAGGAUAACCAGAGCCUUCGUGGCCAGUUGGAGGAAAUUGGUCAAAGCCUUGCGAAUUCUGAUGGAAAGAAAAACAUGUAAAGCAAAUACACCAUGAAUUUCAAACUUGCUCAACCUUUUUUACUUGUUUUUUUGGGUGUAAAUCUCUGCCUAACUGGAAGAUCCUGUGCUAGCAGAUUCCUUGUUGUGUCACUGGUGCGUUAGUUAAGAUAGUUUCAGUUUUUCUGGUAUAUCAACCUCCCGAUGUAAUAGACCUGCCCACCCAAUUGCAUCUCUAAAUUUCUGGUUUUCACAAA
Molecule: messenger RNA, 1043 nt
Organism: Beta vulgaris subsp. vulgaris (sugar beet)
Lineage: Eukaryota; Viridiplantae; Streptophyta; Magnoliopsida; Caryophyllales; Amaranthaceae
Exons: 2
Coding region: 163-828 (221 amino acids)
Biological process (GO): intracellular protein transport; endoplasmic reticulum to Golgi vesicle-mediated transport
Cellular component (GO): endoplasmic reticulum membrane; endoplasmic reticulum
Source: RefSeq, a predicted model, not a curated record